AUGGCGGAAGAAAUGGAGGAAUCAACGGCGAAUCAGGUGAGCAACUCUCUCCACAAAACAGUCCUUGACAAACCCAUCUAUCAAGGUAUUAUGGCGUUUGCAACAGUAGAGAAAUUCGUAAGCACUUCUGACAAGGAUUAUGUACCACCAAAGUUCCCUUUUGAGCUGCCUUCGUUUAACAGAUCGUCCACUUUUGGAGUAGAAAUGCGAAAACACUUUUUCCUUGAUCUCGACAACUGGACGUUUCUAAAUCAUGGAGCUUUCGGGUGCGUCCUUAAAGAAGCCUUAGAAGCAGCUUUUAAGUGGCAGUGUUAUGUGGAAAGACAACCUGCGCGCUUCGUUGACAGAGAAAUGCUGCCCCAUUUGGCUCACGUUAACCGGAGACUGGCAAACUUUGUUGGCUGUGAUCCGAGUGAUGUUGUCCUUCUUCCUAAUGCCACUUUUGCAAUCAACACUGUGAUUAAAUCAAUAGCUUGGCGUCCUGGAGAUACUGUUUAUUUCUUGAACACUUGUUACUAUACUGUGAAGAAAUUAUUUAGGCACAUCAGUAGUGAACAUGGUAAGUUCUUAAUGCUGUUCGCCUAUUCUUUUGUUUUUCUUUUUUUAAAUAAGCUCAAUUUACUUCAAAUGUAAAAGAACAAAAAAUUCAAGAAACAUGAUAACAACUAACAUUAAACUACUAAUGAAAUGAUUUGAGAUUUGGAUUUGUGCGUUUUAAGCAAGAGAGGUUUCGAAGAAAUAGUGGUCUUCUUCUCUUAACUGCGGUGGUGUAAAUAUAAUACUUUGCUAUCAUUAACAGAGGUUCAAUCCAAGCCUUAGUGCAGAUUUGUUCAUAAAACCAUAGAUAAUUUUUUUUUAUUGAGCACAAUACAGCCAUCGUUUUUGGAAUUCCACCAAUAAUGUGAAUUUAGACCAGAAUCUUUUAACGUGUGAGCAAGAUACAAAUAUUAUGAGUUAGUGUUUGUUUUUGUUCACCAAGAAGGCAUUGAUCCUUAUCUUUAAUCUUGUCGUAAAUAAGGUCAUAUUGGUGGGCGAAAUAAUUUUUGGUUUACAAUUUUAUAUUCUAUUUGUAAAGGUAUACAGACAUUUACAAGUCAAGCACUAGGCUGGCUUUUGUUGUUGAUAGUAAAUUACUGCUUCUGAUGUUCAGGGGUGUGGUUUUAGUUUUGUUUGUAGGUUGGUGUCCACAGUUGCUACAUGUAGGUAACUGCAUACAUGUAUAUAAAGGCUAAGCAAUCAAAGCACAAAAGGAAUUCUGAAAAAUUUGUUAACGUUGCUGCGUUAAGGGUGCUACCCUUGUUUCCCAAGGAAUCACUUCUAAGGCUAAGCAAUCAAAGCACAAAAGGAAUUCUGAAAAAUUUGUUAACGUUGCUGCAUUAAGGGUGCUACCCUUGUUUCCCAAGGAAUCACUUUUUAUGAACUGUCCAAUGUAGAUAGCAAAAAAUAUGCAAUGUUUUUGAUGAUUGCUUUUAUUGUUUGUGUGGAAUACAUGUAAACAUAAUCUUGUGAGGACAUAGAAUCCAGAGUGCUGAUCACUUCUGGCAAAUUUUGCUCAAAUGCCACUUAAUGUUAGCACUUAAGAUGGCAAAAUGGUCUUCCUGUUACAAAACACAAAAAAAGUCUGGCUGAUAGUUGCACAAAGCACCUGUCAUUCCACUUAAUAACAAAGAUGGCUAAAACUACAUGAUCAUUUUUUGUGGCUCAUUACAUGUAAGUACCCAUCUACGUGGGUUGAAUUUUACAGUUUAUUUCCACCUAUGUGGAGAAAAACCUUGCUUCCAAUGACUAGAUAGGACCAACUGGCUGGUAGGAGAGGCUUGGAUUAACCAAACUGAAAUACCAUAAUGUAUAAUGGCACAUUACCUCAAAAAAAUGUCUUCAGACUUGAUGAACUUAUCAGGCAUUUAUGAUAUUUACCAAAUUUUAUGCUAAUUGGAGUUUAUUUUCAGGGGUUGUUCUGAAGGAAAUCACAAUCACUUUCCCUGCCACCAGGGAGGAAAUUAUUCAAAGAAUAAAUGAAACCUUGGAAGAAGGUACAAGACUGGCCUUGUUUGGUCAUAUUCCUAGUAACUAUCCAAUCGUGAUGCCAGUGGAAGAGAUUGUUCAACUUUGCCACAAGAAAGGUGUUCCUGUUUUGAUUGAUGGUGCGCAUGCAUUAGGAACCUUACCAUUAAAUUUAACAGUUCUCAAAGCUGACUAUUAUGUGGGAAAUGCUCAUAAAUGGUUAGCCUGUCCUAAGGUAUGUUUUUCCUUUCUUGUAUAAAAAUUAUAUAUUGACCUUGUACUUAUUCAAAUAAAAUACCCCAAAUACAAAGUUUACAGUAUUCAGGUAAGCUGGAAGAACUGAAAAGAGUAGAAAAAUUGCAUCUCCUCCAAUGACAAUAUUUUCUGAAGCUUUCCAAAUGGGGGCACAAAAAAUUUGAUAUUUCCAUGUAAAUGGUACUUAACCAUUGAAGUUUUGGUGAGAUUAACUGUGAUAACGCAUGAUGACUGUUUGUCUUUGCAGGGGUGUGGCUUUCUGUGUGUAUCUAAAGACAAUCAACAUAUGAUCAAGCCUCUUGUUGUUUCAAGUGGUUUUACAGCAGGAUUUAAUUCACAGUUCAUAUGGACAGGUAAGACAAAUGCAGCUUGUGAAUUCCCAAUUAUGAACAACAGACUUCUUUUAAGCAUGUACAUUGUAUUUUUUGAUUUCCUGUUAUAGGUUACGAAUACAUAAUUAUAAUCAUCAUCAUCAUCAUCAUCAUCAUCGUCAUCAUCAUCAUUAUCAUCGUCAUCAUCUUUAUUUUUAUAGCACUAUUUCCAAAAGCUCAAUAGCGCUUUACAGAAUCAUAAGAAAGAAAAAAAAUGAAUUAAAAACUGACAUCGAAUGACAAUAAAAAGAAUACCUGACGAAUUACAUUUAAGUUACGAUAAAAAUCCUGCUUAAAAAUUCUAAGCUGCACUAAAAACUAAAUCCCUAAAAAUUAAAACAAUAACAUCUAGAAGAUGUAUGAUUAGAUAUUCUAUAUGUAAGUAUUUACCAAAUCAGUGGAUAACAAUUUUCGUGCAUUCUAAUUGGCUCCCGUAACUCAGAAUAUCCUUGGAUAUUCACUGUUUUGGGACGGGAAUCAAAAUGGCUUCUCAUUUUAUGAUGCUUUUGAAAGAUGAAAUUUCAGCGGUAAAAUUUGAAGCAGUUGCACCAACAAAUACCAAGAAAGAGACAAAAUUUGGCUUGUCAGUGAUUACUGGUCUGUAGAAAAAAAAUUUCUUACUGAAUUUGCAACCAAAUUAUAUAGAAUGAUCCCCAAACACUGUUAAUUGAAAUGUAAACAAACUCUAACUAAGUGAUAUCUUUUAUUUACAAAAACUUCCCUUUUGAUUUUUAUCCAACUGAUUUGGUAAAUACUAAAACAAAUAUCCCCAUCAGGGUCGGUUCAUAGUGCUCCCCCAUUCCCUUCUUUUGCCCUCGCAUCUACCCUAAGGGUUACUAUUUCUACUCUCCCCAAUCUUCCUCUGUCAUAAAAUCAAAGACGGUGGCUACAACAAUACGAACAUGAACAAGGUUUCGCCCACCCAAAAUAGAGUACUAAAGUGUGACGUCAUAAAAAUGAAAUUUCUGAAAUUAUGGGAUUUGUCAGGAUAUUCUGAAAGAGCAAUGUCCAAGAGGCCUACUUGCCAAAAAUGAACAUUUCGGGGCAAAUUGUCUCUGAGAUCGUAGCCCGGUUAUACUCAGAAAACUCCAUACAAACCCUUGUAAUUGUUUUUUGGGUCGACCCCAAAAAAAUUUAGAAGGGUUUGUAUGGAGUUUUCUAAGCAUAACUAGGCUACGAUCUCAGAGACAAUUUGCCCCGAAAUGCUCAUUUUUGGCAAGUAGGCCUCUUGGACAUUGCUCUUUCAGAAUAUCCUGACAAAUCCCAUAAUUUCAGAAAUUUCAUUUUUAUGACGUCAUCACUUUAGUACUCUAUACGACUGCCCUGCUGGCUACUCGACACUUCACGUCUCGGGAUAUAUAUCCACCACUAUUCACCUCCCCUUGGGGGGAUAGUUGUAGCUUACAUUGUCUAGAAAACCUAACGUAUCCUUACAUAUGUAUGAAUGUGGUACAGUAUUAUGUAAAGGGGCUGUGACAUGGCUGUCUGGAGUUAAUAUUGUUUAUGGUGGGUGUUGAGCAGCACCAGUUAAACGACCUUAUUCACCAUGAAACUUGAGGAAUUAUCUGAGAAUGACAAAAUUACGGCUUUUUGUCCAAAAAAUUUGUCUUCCAAGCAUUACUGUAUAUCAAUCAUUACAAAUAAGAAAAAUGAAUAUUGAAAAACUGGUAGGCUAGCAAGUUUUUAAAAAAAACUGUAAUUGCAAUCCGUUUCAAUCUUCCUCAAGUUUGUCCAUCCUUGCUUCCUUUUGUAGUGCUGUGUCAUUUGUACCCUCUUCCAACUUUCUGAGCAAUUAUUGUAAUGUUUCACUCGAUUUGGUGGCAGCUACAUGUGUAUUGAUUUUUGUUGAAUAUUUUGUGACACAGCUUCUUUUAUGGAAAGGGCUUUUUUUUGCAAAAUUCCCUGACUUUUCCUUGACCUUGAUAAAAAAUUUGUUUUUCCCUGAGAUAUAUAUAUUUUUUGGCUUACAGUGGUGACCCUGCAGCUUAAUAAUUAUCUUCCUAUUAAAUAUUAUAAUUUUUUUUUCUAAUGCUAACUAGGUCUGAGGGAUUAUAGUCCUUACUUGGCUUUGAAUACAGGUGAGAUUUUUCAUUUUAUAUUAUUUACCAGAAGUUUACUGUGGAGGCCUACAUCUAGUAAAUGUGGUGAACAGGCCACUUGCUAACUCUGUUAUUUGAAAUUAUGGCCAUUUCUCUACAAUGCAGAUUUACAUACCUUAUUUCAUGCAAGCUGCUGCCUAACCUAAAAACCAUGAUGAUAAAUAUUAUGCAUAUUCUUUGUUGCCUAAAUCCAUAAUUAUACAUAAUAAUAUGCACAUUCUCUGUAGCCUUAAAACCAUGUGAUUUAUUCUGCACAAUUGCCUGUAGCCUUAAAAUCAUAUAAUAUACAACGUAUUAUGCACAUUCUUUGUUACCUCAAACCAGGUAAUAAUAAAUAUUAUGUUAUACACAUUCCAUGUUGCCUGAAAACAGUGUAAUAUAACAACAAUCCCCUGUUGCCUGAAAACCAUGUAAUAUAAUCAAACACAUCCCCUGCUGCCUUUAAAUCAUGCAAUGUUUAUGCACAUUCUCUGUUGCUUCCAAACCAUGUUAUAUUAUUAUUAUACACACUCUGUGUUGCCUUUAAACCAUGUGUAUAUCAUGUACAGAUUUUAAUCUUGAUCACUACAAGUUGAACGGGGACGAGCAUUUAUGACUUAACACCAAGGAUCAGCUGCAUAAAUGCUGGAUGUAAAUGCUAACAUAUGUAAUUGUCGUGAAAGCUAAAAAGUUUGACCGGGCUGAACGUCAGUUAUGAGCUCUUGUCAGCUGAAUGAAUUUUAUGCCUUGUAUUGAAUUAAUACAUCACUGUAAAUUCUGUAAGGAUUUCACAACAAACUAAUAGGAAUUUAUAUCAGUUUGUUUUGUUAACCAUUCAUUGAUUCUGUAUAAAUUGUUCCAAAUAUUACCACUUUCUUCAGUUUCCUCUUGUUUAUUUUGUGCUUGUAAGUAUUUUCCGUUCGCGUGCUGGGUGAUCAUUUCAUGGUCAAGUUGGGGGAUCCCUUCGGUGCUGGGCAUCAUUUCGGAGUCGAUUUUUGGGAACCUUUCCGGAUUGCAGAUCAUUUUUGGUUCAAUUUGGGGAUCAUUUUGAGGGUGAGGAUCAUUUUGGUGAUCAGCAUCACUUCGUGCCGGUGUACAGUGUACCUCUUAAUCUUCAUACGUAGACCUGUUUUCACACUUUAAACCUCUGAGGUCAACAAUUCAUUUAAAAAUUUUGUUGGAUCUUCAGAAAUAAAAACGUAUCUUACUUUCGGAAAAAAAAUCCCUUAGCAGCUUAAUUUCAGCUGCUAAAUGUAUGCAAUUGGAAAAUAGUUCCUGCGAUUUCUAAGCUGGUGUCUUAAAUCUUACUCCCUUAGUGUUGGAUUUUUGGGAGGCCAUGGGACCUGAUCAAAUACGCCAAUAUAACAAUACCCUGGCCAACAAAGCUGCGUUGAUGCUAGCCGACAAAUGGGGUACUGGCUUAUUAUCGCACGCAGACAUGUUUGGACCAAUGGUGUUAAUUAGGCUCCCUGAGGUCCUUCUGGACUGUGUUACUCGAGGAUACCAAGAUGAGCCACUCAAGGCCCAUGCAGAGAUGGUGCAGGCGAAGCUGCAUUAUGAAUUCAGCAUUGAGGUCCCAGUCAAGUUAAUUCAGGGGAAACUGCACACUAGAAUCUCGGCUCACGUGUACAAUGAGCUGAGUGAUUACGACAAGUUGUGUGAGGCUAUUCUGAUCAUGACCAACGAUGUGUGUAAUAAUCCAGCUGCUUAUGACACGUAUAAGAAUUACAGGUAGUUUUUAACCAGCUGUUUAUGAUGAGACUGAAUUAACAAAUUGUGAAAGUUUAUGCUGCGCAAAAAUGUUCAUUAUUUUGUAUUGAGUAGGAAAUGAGAUUUGAAAGUUGAGGUAUUCAAAGUUUUUAUAUAUAAAGGAAUCUAAACAACUCCAUAAUUACCCUAAUCACCGGGCUCAAUCGUGUGUUCCUUUUCUCCCUAAUUAUUUAUAGUAAUUUAUGCAAAUAAUGCUCAAGAACAAACAGUGUAUAUCUCUAUGAAACAAACCACUAUGAAUGACAUCUUGCAUUAUAAUUAUCCUUACGUUUUGUAUUUUAAGGCGUGUUCUAUCGCGCAUAUAAUUUCAAAAUUAUUAACGAAUCUUUUGAAGGAAUCGGUGUGAAUACACUGUGGGGCCGUUCAUUGCAGAAUACAGCACAUGAACAUCAUUUAAUUGGUAUUAACUAUUUAAUUCUUAUGAAGGGCUUGCAUUUACAUAUGUUGUGUAAUAAUUCUUGGAUCAAAUUAAGUUAUUUAACUACUUUAUAUUGAACCGAAUAAGUCAAAUUCAACAUGACAGUGUUAAGAAUCCCAGCUGGCCGGAAGUAAACCGGUUGGUUAUUUACAAGGGUGGCCGAGGCGUUGAAUUCUGACUUCCCGGAAACAUAUCCAGCCACCGUGCAGAAUGCAAGUUGUGCGCCCAAACUGCUCGGCCUGCUCGAAAAAAUAUUCACUCGAUUUCUAAAAUGGAAAACAAUGAGCUGGUAGAAACAAAUUUCAAUAAAUUUCUCUCAAUAUUGUAAUGCUAUGAAAACAAGUUUUAAGUUGUUAAAAGUCUUGUUUGCUUAAAGCCCAGCCACUUCAGUCUUUCUGUCAUUCUUGUCAUCAUCGCUUUCGUUGUUUCCUAAACUUCUGGGUUCAAGCAACUCUAUCUCAGACAAGGCGUUUUUAGCGUCCAAAUCAUCUGCUUCCACAUUGAGAUCCAUUUUCUUUGCCAUCAACACCAACAGUCUGUUCUGGUUUUCCAUCGUCCUCAUCAAAGCCUUAACUCGCUUCUUCGUUUUACAAACUUGCUGCUGAAUUUCCUUGAUAUUAGAUUCCGUCAUUUCUUCAUACGCCGUCAGGGAAGGUGACUUCUCAAAAAAGCUAGCUUGCCCGGCUAACCAUUCAUGUAAUCUCCUGAAGUGAAAAGAAAAAAAUUGCUGCUUAACCCUAAAACAAAUCAGUUGAAAUCUCUUUUCUGUAGACGGUAGACUUGGUAUUUGGUGACUAUUAUUUUACGACGUUGAGCUUGACAUUCUAAUGGUUAAGACGCAUUACUAUUCAUUCCAAAUAUUUCGCCGUUUCUGAUUAACUCAAAUCCCCCGGCUAAUUCUUCAUAACUAGCUAGCGUUGACCAAAGGUGGAAGAUGCAAGCAAUAUACCUUUGCUUCGAUGGUACAUUGCCUAAGCGGCCUCGUUUCCAGGCAAAUAACCCAUGGUGCAGCCUAGUUUCCAGGCGCGGCAGCCUACUGAACUAAAAAAAGUAGCGUUCCUUGCUAUUCGAAGACGAAAUAGCAGAAUUUCUGACUAAAACUUUACGGAAGAAAUUCAAACAUACGCAAAGGAUGUUAUCUCCUUUUUGGGACUAUCUACAAGAAAAUAACACUCGAUAAGCAUUUCAGUUAGAUCCCGAAGUCUUAAAUGCCCGCCCCCUCAUUUUGACGCACGCUAAAGUUACCUCAAUUUGUUCUUGUGUGCGUUUGGUUUUAACUGCAGAGAAGGGUUAUAAAUCCUGCGAGUGACGAUCUUUGGGUACUUGUCUUCAACUUCCACCACAAAUGAAACUUGCAUUGCCAUGCGCUGAAGGGUGGCGUUCCUCUGAACAGACUCAAUAUCCCCCACUGCCAGGCCAACCUGUUGAUGAAAUAAAGUUCGAUUGAGAAAUUACGGCUUUUUGUCCAAAAAAUUUGUCUUCCAAGCAUUACUGUAUAUCAAUCAUUACAAAUAAGAAAAAUGAAUAUUGAAAAACUGGUAGGCUAGCAAGUUUUUAAAAAAAACUGUAAUUGCAAUCCGUUUCAAUCUUCCUCAAGUUUGUCCAUCCUUGCUUCCUUUUGUAGUGCUGUGUCAUUUGUACCCUCUUCCAACUUUCUGAGCAAUUAUUGUAAUGUUUCACUCGAUUUGGUGGCAGCUACAUGUGUAUUGAUUUUUGUUGAAUAUUUUGUGACACAGCUUCUUUUAUGGAAAGGGCUUUUUUUUGCAAAAUUCCCUGACUUUUCCUUGACCUUGAUAAAAAAUUUGUUUUUCCCUGAGAUAUAUAUAUUUUUUGGCUUACAGUGGUGACCCUGCAGCUUAAUAAUUAUCUUCCUAUUAAAUAUUAUAAUUUUUUUUUCUAAUGCUAACUAGGUCUGAGGGAUUAUAGUCCUUACUUGGCUUUGAAUACAGGUGAGAUUUUUCAUUUUAUAUUAUUUACCAGAAGUUUACUGUGGAGGCCUACAUCUAGUAAAUGUGGUGAACAGGCCACUUGCUAACUCUGUUAUUUGAAAUUAUGGCCAUUUCUCUACAAUGCAGAUUUACAUACCUUAUUUCAUGCAAGCUGCUGCCUAACCUAAAAACCAUGAUGAUAAAUAUUAUGCAUAUUCUUUGUUGCCUAAAUCCAUAAUUAUACAUAAUAAUAUGCACAUUCUCUGUAGCCUUAAAACCAUGUGAUUUAUUCUGCACAAUUGCCUGUAGCCUUAAAAUCAUAUAAUAUACAACGUAUUAUGCACAUUCUUUGUUACCUCAAACCAGGUAAUAAUAAAUAUUAUGUUAUACACAUUCCAUGUUGCCUGAAAACAGUGUAAUAUAACAACAAUCCCCUGUUGCCUGAAAACCAUGUAAUAUAAUCAAACACAUCCCCUGCUGCCUUUAAAUCAUGCAAUGUUUAUGCACAUUCUCUGUUGCUUCCAAACCAUGUUAUAUUAUUAUUAUACACACUCUGUGUUGCCUUUAAACCAUGUGUAUAUCAUGUACAGAUUUUAAUCUUGAUCACUACAAGUUGAACGGGGACGAGCAUUUAUGACUUAACACCAAGGAUCAGCUGCAUAAAUGCUGGAUGUAAAUGCUAACAUAUGUAAUUGUCGUGAAAGCUAAAAAGUUUGACCGGGCUGAACGUCAGUUAUGAGCUCUUGUCAGCUGAAUGAAUUUUAUGCCUUGUAUUGAAUUAAUACAUCACUGUAAAUUCUGUAAGGAUUUCACAACAAACUAAUAGGAAUUUAUAUCAGUUUGUUUUGUUAACCAUUCAUUGAUUCUGUAUAAAUUGUUCCAAAUAUUACCACUUUCUUCAGUUUCCUCUUGUUUAUUUUGUGCUUGUAAGUAUUUUCCGUUCGCGUGCUGGGUGAUCAUUUCAUGGUCAAGUUGGGGGAUCCCUUCGGUGCUGGGCAUCAUUUCGGAGUCGAUUUUUGGGAACCUUUCCGGAUUGCAGAUCAUUUUUGGUUCAAUUUGGGGAUCAUUUUGAGGGUGAGGAUCAUUUUGGUGAUCAGCAUCACUUCGUGCCGGUGUACAGUGUACCUCUUAAUCUUCAUACGUAGACCUGUUUUCACACUUUAAACCUCUGAGGUCAACAAUUCAUUUAAAAAUUUUGUUGGAUCUUCAGAAAUAAAAACGUAUCUUACUUUCGGAAAAAAAAUCCCUUAGCAGCUUAAUUUCAGCUGCUAAAUGUAUGCAAUUGGAAAAUAGUUCCUGCGAUUUCUAAGCUGGUGUCUUAAAUCUUACUCCCUUAGUGUUGGAUUUUUGGGAGGCCAUGGGACCUGAUCAAAUACGCCAAUAUAACAAUACCCUGGCCAACAAAGCUGCGUUGAUGCUAGCCGACAAAUGGGGUACUGGCUUAUUAUCGCACGCAGACAUGUUUGGACCAAUGGUGUUAAUUAGGCUCCCUGAGGUCCUUCUGGACUGUGUUACUCGAGGAUACCAAGAUGAGCCACUCAAGGCCCAUGCAGAGAUGGUGCAGGCGAAGCUGCAUUAUGAAUUCAGCAUUGAGGUCCCAGUCAAGUUAAUUCAGGGGAAACUGCACACUAGAAUCUCGGCUCACGUGUACAAUGAGCUGAGUGAUUACGACAAGUUGUGUGAGGCUAUUCUGAUCAUGACCAACGAUGUGUGUAAUAAUCCAGCUGCUUAUGACACGUAUAAGAAUUACAGGUAG
Molecule: messenger RNA, 10580 nt
Organism: Porites evermanni
Lineage: Eukaryota; Metazoa; Cnidaria; Anthozoa; Scleractinia; Poritidae
Source: the annotation of a GenBank genome assembly